This is a messenger RNA of Ctenopharyngodon idella (grass carp), 3365 nucleotides long. RefSeq lists its product as uncharacterized. Bases 232 to 1275 code for a protein of 347 amino acids. The record is from RefSeq and is a predicted model, not a curated record. NCBI's taxonomy places the organism in Eukaryota, Metazoa, Chordata, Actinopteri, Cypriniformes, Xenocyprididae. The transcript has 5 exons.
ACUGGAAACAGAGCUGAUCCUUGGUUGGCUCCUGAUUGGCUGAUCUCUCUACAUAGCAUCAUUACCAACCUUUUUAAGGACACAACAUAAUGUACCAUUACAGCAGCACACAUACUGUUUUGUAAGGGUCUCAUCUUCAUUUGCGUCCGUUAUACAGACAUCGAGUGAAGAAAAGAACAUUCAUUCAGGAGAUCAAGAGACUCUGGGACAACUUUCAGAAUAUCCUGAAUAAUGGGUGCCAAGCUUGUUACAGUUUCAGUCAUCAAUAAGACUCCUUAUACUUGGCACUAUACCCCCCAGAGCAGAGGGGUUAUAAUCGUCAAUGGUGGCUGCACAAUGUCAUAUAAGGAGCGCUAUUAUGUCAAAUGCAACAUCUGCUUCAGACAUGGAGAUGACACAACUAUGAGUUUUAAGUACGAGUUUGACACCACUGACCAGAUCUACUGGUAUAAUAUCACUUUUAUCAUACGUGAAACCCAAGACCGUUCCCAGAUUGAGUUGCACUGCAGAAAUGAUGGUGGCACUCUUUACUGUCCCAACUACGAAAAUACUGAGGAUGAAAAUCAGAGAAAGCAAGAGGAGGAGAGACGUCUGGAAGACGACGCUGCUGCAAUCGAGAGGGACCGGGUUACUGAUGUUGAAGAAAAAUUCAAAGAGCUUUUGUUGAAGUACCAAGAUAAGUUCACAGAAGAUAAAGAGCACUUAGAGAUUUGGGACAGGAUUAAGGCACGCCAGAAUGAACUUGUAGAUCAAUAUUGUAGAGAAAACAACCUUUCAGCAGGGUCUCAGUUUACCUUUGAUCAAGCUGUAGGAUAUAACAAACUGUCUCUUACAGAGAAGCUCACAGUUCUCGAGGCAUCUCUACAGUUCAUUCUGAACAGUAGUACUGAAGAUGCUAAAGAUGAUGAAGAUCAGCCGCUUGGCUGGGAGAAGAAGUAUGACUUUCUCUUGGGUUUGGUGAAGCAGCUUCAUUCCACAAAUCCAACUUUGGCAGACCACAUUUUAUUAAGUUUACUUGACAUGAUGUCAGAGAUUUCACCACAAAGUAGGAAGAUUUUGGGUCAAAUGUUGUCCAACAGAAUCUGGACCCCAACAGAAAUAAUGCUCUUCAUUUGCAAAAGUCCAGCUAUCAAAUGUGAUCAACUCGAUUCAGUUCUCCACACAGCACAAACCGACCACCUGGACUGCAUCCUCGUUCUCUCUGCUCUUACAAAAGAAGACCCCUUAAUGUUUCUUCAAAAAAAAACUGCCCGGAGAAAGUUUUGUUGCUGCUGAAGGAAGUGCUUAGAUACAUGGAGUCAGUAGGGGAGACUGGGGGCAAUUGUAACAAAUUUUGGUCAUGCCAUCAUUACUCAAAAACCUUCUGAAAUACUUGGAUACAAUUUAUGUCAGUAACUUGUACUGAUACCCAUAUUCAGGGGCAGAGAGUGUACAGGGCCUACUCAGUAAAAUAGAUCCCCAGGUUGAAAGGCAAAAACACUUUUAAAAAAUAAAUUAAAAAAUAAUCUAUUUUGAUGUCCUUACUAAGCUGGACACUAUUUUGAUGGUGUCAGGGGCAAUUGUAACGCAGUGUUACAAUUGCCCCUUGACUGUACCACCCCGUGACAAGCUACCCUGCUAGCUAGAAACAACGAAGCUAAUGUUUGACAAAGAUAUCAAAUGUUAGAAAAAAAGAAUGGCCCAAUACAAGAUCCAAUUGCAGUUUUUAUUCAGGGAUAUACAAAGAGAAGUACAAUGCCAGUCAAUAUCCAUGAAAACAGUCCACAAGAACAAGAAACCAGAAAUAAAACAGAGUGCUCAGAAAUGCAUCUAACAACAACAAAAACCUUGAUAAAACAGACUGAAACAAACCUUGACUAAAUAGGCAGAAACUAAUGACAUAAAUCAAAACAGCUGUGUGCAAUGAACAGAGAUGAUGAGUCCAGGACAAAGGGAUCAUGGGAAAUUAAUUUCUAAGUGUAACCAUAGUCCGGGGUAGUGAUCAUGAAAUUACGUUUAAUAACUUCACUUCAACAAUGAUGUAAGUUAGCAUGCAAAAAUGUAGUUGGUCUAAUAACCUUAAAGGAUUAGUCCACUUUUAAAUAAAAUUUUCCUGAUAAUUUACUCACCCCCAUGUCCAACUGGUGAUCAUGACAGAGUCUUUGUAGAAAACCAAGUAUGAUUCAGAAGCUUGUCCUUUGGCAUGCAGAGAGGGAUCUCCACAGAGCACAGGCAAAAUGAGUCUCAUGGUUCUGUCUCGUUUCUGAUUGGUGUAAUUUGAGAUGUUACAAUUGCCCCCGGUCUCCCUACUCACAAAAUAUCAAUUGGGGGGCAUUAGCAAGAAAGAAAUAGCAGAUUUGAGAAAGAAGAUAAGAUUUCUAAAUCUUACAAACCCAAAUAUAGACAUUCUGAAAUUUGUAUUAUUACAGCUUGAAAAGGUAAUCCUGGGAUGGUUGUGAACCGUGAUCAUCUCGCACCAGCUUAUCAAGGUCAGUCUGUGGAAACCAUGCGCCAGCUAAGAGAGGAUUAUGAAAUUAAACGAAUCCUCAAAAUGGAAAAUGAUGAGGUGGUUGAACUAAACCAAAAGGAAAAGCUGUUCUCCACAUUUUCACCACGUUACACAGAUGAAGAAAAACUGGACCCCAUGCGAAUGAAGCUCAAAAAUAUACCUGAAUGCUUUAAACAUCAUCAGCAUAAGUUUGAUUAUCAGCCUGCCGUCAAUACUCUGAAAGAAUCUUGGGCCUUGUGGUUGACCCUUCACGAGGAUCACAUCAAUAGACAUGAUGACUUAGGAGAACUUGAAGCAGACCUUAUCAGGACAAUAAACGAAACAAGUGGAAAGCUGCUGUAAAGAGAAAGUGAUCAUUUCUAUGAUCACAUCAAACAGCCAAUUGUAAGAACUGAUCUACACUGCCAUGACAAAUCCAGCAAUGCCUUACAUCACCAUCAACCUUGGUAAGAGUAACUAUAAAGCAGACGCUAUGAAACUGCUGGAAGAUGCAAAGAAAUCCAUUGAUGUCUAGGGUGUAGGGUGGACACUUGUGAACCAUUUAUUCAUGAGUUAUAAACAUUAAUAACCUGUGAAAGUGAACCUUAAUGUAAAGUGGAAACCUGUGAACCAUUUAUUAAUGAGUUAUAAACAUUAAUAACCUGUGAAAGUGAACCUUAAUGUAGGGUGGACACUUGUGAACCAUUUAUUCAUGAGUUAUAAACAUUAAUAACCUGUGAAAGUGAACCUUAAUGUAAAGUGAACACAUGUGAACCAUUUAUUAAUGAGUUAUAAACAUUAAUAACCUGUGAAAGUGAACCUUAAUGUAAAGUGGAAACAUGUGAACCAUUUAUUCAUGAGUUAUAAACAUUAAUAACCUGUAAAAGUGAACCUUAAU